Anopheles marshallii is the source of this 594-nucleotide messenger RNA. RefSeq names its product RNA polymerase II subunit A C-terminal domain phosphatase SSU72 (gene Ssu72). The coding region runs from base 1 to 594 and encodes 197 amino acids. Gene Ontology annotation, cellular component: nucleus; mRNA cleavage and polyadenylation specificity factor complex. The transcript is spliced from 4 exons. Gene Ontology annotation, biological process: termination of RNA polymerase II transcription. Gene Ontology annotation, molecular function: RNA polymerase II CTD heptapeptide repeat phosphatase activity. Lineage: Eukaryota; Metazoa; Arthropoda; Insecta; Diptera; Culicidae. The record is from RefSeq and is a predicted model, not a curated record.
AUGAGCCAACCGUACGUUAGCCCGCUCUCGAUAGCCGUAAUCUGUUCGUCCAACAUGAACCGAUCGAUGGAAGCACACGGGUUUUUGGCGAAAAAGCGGUUUAAGGUACGAUCGUUCGGUACGGGCGAUAAGGUGAAACUUCCCGGCACGGCAGCAGAUCGUCCGAAUGUUUACGAAUUCGGCACCACGUACGACGACAUCUAUAAUGACUUGGCCACGAAAGAUAAGCAAUACUACACACAGAACGGUCUCCUGCACAUGCUGGAUCGCAACAGACGAAUAAAAUCGUGCCCAGAAAAGUUUCAGCUAUGUACGGAAAGAUUUGACGUGCUAGUAACGUGCGAAGAACGGGUUUACGAUCAGGUGAUAGAAUAUAUGGAAUCAAAAACGCCCAGCUACAAUCUUCCAGUGCAUGUGAUUAACAUCGAUAUCCAGGACAACCAUGAGGAAGCGACGGUUGGUGCUUUUCUCAUAUGUGAUCUUAUAACGAUGAUGGCUCAAAGCGAAGACUUGGACAACGAUAUCGACGAGCUGUUGCAUGAUUUCGAGAACAAAUGUCAGCGAAGUGUACUGCACUGCGUUCAGUUUUACUGA